Messenger RNA from Lates calcarifer (barramundi perch), 2301 nucleotides. It is a transcript of the gene qrfp, whose product is annotated as pyroglutamylated RFamide peptide. Bases 1286 to 1843 code for a protein of 185 amino acids. Lineage: Eukaryota; Metazoa; Chordata; Actinopteri; Centropomidae. The record is from RefSeq and is a predicted model, not a curated record. The transcript has a single exon.
ACUGCUCUCGUCUUCCUCUCUGUCACUAUCUCCCUCUGCCUCCUCCCCUCCUCCCCCUCUCUCUCCCGGAGACUUUUUCCCCUCAGAAACAUUUUAAUGAAUUGGCUGCUUCUUCCUUGUGAAUUGCCUUCACAAUUAGGCAGCAUUGAUUGCAGCGACUCUCGUUGGACCUUGUUGCUGAAGUGGACCAGGGUUUCUCAGCUGAAAGAAUGAAGGUUAAUGAGAGUUGACCAUGUAUCUGUGUGUGCGUCAGAGGGGUGAGGGACCAAUGGGUGACAGCGGCUGGUGACCUAAAGGUGGCUGGGGGGAGGAAGGUGGAGGGAACACAAUUUUUUAAAAGGUCAGAGGCGACGAAUGUUAGAGAAGAUACAAGUUGGACGGUGACACAAGGUAAGAAAUGGGACUGAACUGAAUUUCUUUGUGUUUUUUUUCCUUUUGUUUACUUUUAAACUUUUAAGAAAAUGUUUUUAAUGUAUUUAUUUGUGACUAAUGCAGCUAAGACGUUGCUCAGUGAUGCUACAACAGGUCUUAUUUGUUAUUUUUAUUUGCACUGAUGAAGGUCCGGCGACUGAAAGCUUUCUGAAUGACAUUAUUCCAUCUUACCGUUCUAAGACGAGCCUUAUGGAAGACAAACAUGACGGACUUUAGCAGCUGCUCAAAAUUUACAUGGUUCAUGGUAGUUGGAUAAAGAAAGAUAAAGACUUACCAUUUGUUAUUUCUGUAUUUUUUUGCAAACAACACCUGCUUAUUUUUAUUCAAGGAAAAAAUAUCUUCUGUCCAGAUGCAUAUUUUAUGUUUCUAAAUGCAUGUGCCUUUUGUCUUGUCAGCAGGAUUUCUCAAAAGCUUCUGAUUUGAUUAGAUUAGAUUUCAAUUAAAUUAAAAAUGUUUAGUCUGAAGUGUUGAUUGAGCUCUACAAAAGUACAUGUUUGUGUUAUUAGUGCAUGUUUUAAAUCAAUUUCUCUGAUAAUUUCUUUAAAUGAUUUCCUUUCUCUGACUGUAAUAAUAAUAUCUCUGUUACACCUGCUUAAGAUCUAAUGUUAAACUAGUUGAUUUUCUUUAUUUGUCUCAGAGCAUUUUUCAUAUAGAGCAGGAGACUGUAGUAUCAUUUAUAGAGACCCAACUUUCCUCCAUGAGCAGACACUUGGUGACAGUGGAAAAGCUUCAGGUAGAUCCGGGCUCUGGGUUGGCGACCGUCUGUCUUGACCGGUGAUGUUUAGAAAGAAAGCAAGAAAGAGAAAAAAGUAAUAACAGACUACUUACUUAUUUCCCCUGUUUCUGUUUUCAGAUGAGUCCAUCUUUCCAUCCCAGUGCCUCUCAGCUCACCCUCCUCUCCCUCACCCUCCUCUGCCCCAUCCCACGGACUGUCACAUCCUACCCCCUCUCCCCCACCGGCCCACUACCCACAGCAGACGGACCUGAGCUGGAGUCUGCCCGGCUGCACCUCCAGGAGGACCAGAGGGACGAAGGGCUCAUCCAGCCUGAAGCCUGGGCCAAGGGGCAUCAAGACCCUUGGCGAGCGCUGCUGGAUCCCAGAGAGGAUGGGUCCUGGGAGGAGGAGGAAGAGGAUGAGGCGCUGAAAAGGGCCCAGAGAGGAGACCUGAUGGCCCGACCGCUGUCACCCUUCCCUGGGGGUCACUCUCUGGAGAGCAUGUACUAUCAGGAUGGAGGAGAAGGGGAGGAUGGGGGGAAGAGGAAUGAAGCUCUGACCUCCAUCAUUGGGGGGCUCCAGGCCGUCAGCCGAGAGAAAGGGGGAUUCGGUUUCCGCUUCGGGAGGAAAAGAUGGACUGACCGAGGAUGGAGGGAUGAAGGGAGGGGGAGCACAGAGGAGGAGAGGUGGAACUGAUGAUUAUCGGAAAAUAAAGAGAAGUCUGAAAAAGAGGGUAAAACUGUGAGGAGAUUUAAAUGCAAAUUUAAAUGCAUGAAUGUUAUUUUUUGCUCCAGAAUCAGGGAACAAAGAAAAGUGAGACACUUAUUUUAUAGUGACUGGUUGUACAGAAAGAGAAAGACUCAGCAUCAGCUUCAAAAGUUAAAGCUUCUCUGCAAAAGUCAAUGUAAAUGUUAAAGUCAUGAUAUCAAAAGAGUGUAAUAAUAUAUGUACAUAGAUCUAUAUUGGAUUUAGACCUUUGUAAAUGUGUUCAUUCGUUGGCUUGAAAUGAAUAAAAAGCUGCGAGGUGCAGCCGAUAGUACAAACCUCUCAACACAGAUUCUUGGUUUGAUGUUUGUUUCCUUCAGUUGUUUAUUCUGUCAAAAUGUCCACACACAAAACACUCAGCACCUGUAGCUUAACUACUAUAUGUUCCU